UUAAUAAAAUAAAAACAAAAAAAAUGAUACAACUUAAACAUACCAAAACCUUAGACCAAAACUAAUAAUAUGAGAAAUUAGAAAGGGUUUUAUAUGUAGGUACUACGUUGUUUACUACUACCUACUUUGUUUUUUUUUUAUAAUCGAAAUUUUAAUUUAAACUAUUUACAUCAUUGAAUCGUUAGUGACAAAGUGAAACAUGCUAGUGCGAAGCUCGUGAGUAGAUUGGCCGGGUACAGUGCAGAACAUUCAAUGAGGAAAGCGGUAUAGAACUAAUAAAAGAGUCUAUGAAACGAGGAAUAAACUAUUUGGAAACUGGCCGUUGGUAUGGUCAAGGAAGUUCGGAGAAAACUAUCGGAAAGGCUCUACAAGGCGUACCCAGGGAUUCGUUCUACAUAGCCAGCAAGGUUGGAAGAUAUGAGAAAGAAACUACCAAGAUGUUUGACUUUUCCGCCGAAAGAACCGAAAUAGGCGUGGAUAAUACAUUGCAGCUCCUUGGUUUAGAUUACGUUGAUUUAAUUCAGGUUCAUGAUGUCACGUUCGCUCCAGAUACAUCGGUAAUUUUGAAGGAAACCUUACCCACUCUGGAACGUGCAGUCCGUGAUGGAAAAGCACGUUUCAUUGGCUUAGCUGAUUAUGACAUAGAUCUGAUGCAAGAAAUCGUUGAGGAAUCAGAAAUCAAGAUAUCAACUAUAUUGUCUUACGCUAAAUCAACUCUGUUUGAUAACAGGCUACAAAACUACGUUAAGUAUUUUAAGGACAAAGGCAUCGGUAUAAUUAAUGCCGCGGCCACUGGUAUGGGGCUGCUUACCAACAAAGGGCCUCAACCAUGGCAUCCAGCAAGCGAUGAUAUAAAAGCUAUCUGUAAGAAAGCCUCCGAGUUCUGUAAGGAACGUAACGUGGAACUAGCCAGAAUAGCGACUUGGUUCACAUUAAACCAACCAGGCAUAGACACCAACAUCUGUGGUUUCUACAGCUUAGAGCAAAUGGUGGAUACCCUCGGAGUGCUACAGGAGGGUUUGACUGAUCACGAAAAGGCAGUACUUGCUGAGGUUCAGAUGAGAUAUUUUGAUAAAAUCACUCUGCAUUGGGAUGAUGUGGAACUACCUGCCCACAAAGCCAAGCUAAAUGAAUUAGAAGAUAACCAGUAGUCUGCCAAAUACCAAAGUCACUUAUUUUAAUUUUAUUAUUAUGUGUUAGUAUUUAAGAUUAAGAUGUAAUACUCCAAUAAAAGUCAUAAUAUUUAUUGA
Messenger RNA from Colias croceus (clouded yellow), 1250 nucleotides. RefSeq names its product L-galactose dehydrogenase-like. The transcript is spliced from 7 exons. Gene Ontology annotation, cellular component: cytosol. Lineage: Eukaryota; Metazoa; Arthropoda; Insecta; Lepidoptera; Pieridae. The coding region runs from base 288 to 1151 and encodes 287 amino acids. Gene Ontology annotation, molecular function: L-galactose dehydrogenase activity. The record is from RefSeq and is a predicted model, not a curated record.